Plutella xylostella (diamondback moth) is the source of this 1190-nucleotide messenger RNA. RefSeq names its product regulatory particle non-ATPase 11 (gene Rpn11). The record is from RefSeq and is a predicted model, not a curated record. Gene Ontology annotation, molecular function: metallopeptidase activity; protein binding. NCBI's taxonomy places the organism in Eukaryota, Metazoa, Arthropoda, Insecta, Lepidoptera, Plutellidae.
UCUGGCAAUUAUUGCAUGAGGUGAGCUUGCAUAUUCGACAUACGAAGUUGUCAAGUUGUCAUUUUAUUCAACUCAUUUUGGGUUAGAAAAACGGGAAUUAUUUCAUUAAAAUUUGUUAAACUAAAUGAAUUAGGUUUAUAAUAGUUUAGUAUAAAUACAAGCUAACAAUAAAUAAUGGAUCGUUUACUUCGUUUGGGUGGCGGCAUGACCGGGUUGUCGCAAGCACCUCCGCCUACAGAUGCCCCCGCGGUGGACACCGCUGAGCAAGUUUACAUAUCGUCCUUAGCUCUCUUGAAGAUGCUGAAACACGGUCGCGCUGGAGUACCCAUGGAAGUCAUGGGGCUUAUGUUAGGCGAGUUUGUGGAUGACUACACGGUGCGCGUGAUCGACGUGUUCGCGAUGCCGCAGACAGGGACGGGCGUGUCGGUGGAGGCCGUGGACCCUGUGUUCCAGGCCAAGAUGUUGGACAUGCUGAAGCAGACUGGCCGCCCGGAGAUGGUGGUGGGCUGGUACCAUUCACACCCUGGGUUUGGCUGCUGGCUGUCAGGUGUAGACAUCAACACUCAGCAAUCAUUUGAAGCCCUGUCCGAGCGAGCAGUGGCAGUUGUGGUGGACCCCAUCCAGUCAGUGAAGGGCAAAGUAGUGAUAGAUGCAUUCCGCCUCAUCAACCCCAACAUGAUGGUGCUGGGACAGGAGCCCCGGCAGACCACCUCCAACCUCGGACAUCUGCAGAAGCCCUCAGUGCAAGCCUUGAUCCACGGCCUAAACCGUCACUACUAUUCCAUCAGUAUAAACUAUAGAAAGAAUGAGUUGGAGCAAAAGAUGCUGUUAAAUCUACACAAGAAGUCCUGGAUGGACGGCCUCACUCUCUCUAACUACAAGGACCAUUGCUCCAUCAACGACACCACCGUCACUGAUAUGCUGGAGCUGGCCAAGAACUACAACAAGGCACUAGAGGACGAGGAGAAGAUGACUCCCGAGCAGUUAGCUAUAAAGAAUGUCGGCAAACAAGACCCCAAGAGGCAUUUAGAAGAGAAAGUGGAUGUAUUGAUGUCAAACAACAUAGUCCAGUGUCUAGGAGCCAUGCUCGACACGAUGGUGUUCAAAUGAUGCCUGUGACUGACUAUUUGUAUCAAUUUUUAUUUAAGGCUAUAGAAAAGUGGCAAAUAAAGCAAAUCCCGUCUAACAGA